This is a messenger RNA of Styela clava, 1341 nucleotides long. RefSeq names its product protein trapped in endoderm-1-like. Gene Ontology annotation, biological process: G protein-coupled receptor signaling pathway. NCBI's taxonomy places the organism in Eukaryota, Metazoa, Chordata, Ascidiacea, Stolidobranchia, Styelidae. Gene Ontology annotation, molecular function: G protein-coupled receptor activity. The record is from RefSeq and is a predicted model, not a curated record. Gene Ontology annotation, cellular component: membrane.
AAAUGUAUUUUUUUUAGAAAAUUUAUUUAUGCAUUGUUUAUUUACAUAAAAUUGGAAUUAUAAUUUGAAUGUGUUUGAAAAAUACACUACUGAAAAGAAAAUGACAAAUCUCACCUCGGAAGAUCUUGAAGAAAGGGUGAAUUCAAUAGCUUUCAGGCAUUUCGGUAUAGCAAUUGGAUUUUGGACCAUUUUUAUUGGUUCGUUUGGUAACAUGUUGACCAUAUUAACAUAUGUUGCAAACAAGAAACUUCGAACGUCUUUCAAUGCUUUCCUUCUUAAUCUCGCUGUGAUUGAUUUUUAUACAUCGACUUGUAUGAUUCCUUUCAAUGUGGCUGGAUACAUUCAAAUGGAAUGGCCAUUUGGAAACGAUUCGUUCACAGCCCGACUGCAAGCAUUCAACUAUUUCUGUUGUGGAUAUACGUCAGUUGUAUUUCUGGUUGCUAUCACAGCGAAUAGGUUUAUCGGUGCAAUUUUUCCAGGAAAAUACAAGAUUUGGUUCAGUAAAGAAAGAAUGAUUUGGAUACUGAUAGUCUGCAACAUAUGUGCCCCAGCCUUUUUACUUCCUUUCCUGGUUGGCACUCAUUCCACUUGCAAUGCACCUCUCUACGGUUUAACUGGUUACAACACAAAGCAAUUUUUAUGUACUUUCAUCUGUCUACCACCGAAUACAGGGUGGGGCCCGUAUAUGCAGUUCACGCGGGUUUUAUUUCAAUUUGUGCCAUUGAUUGGAAUGAUUCUGAUGUAUGCUGUCAUUUUCACAUUCGUACACAAAAGACGAAAUAAACUCACUAACAAGAUGGGAACUAUGAAUAAUGCCACCAUAAAAGGCAAGGAAGGCAGAAGCAUUGUUGGAAAGCCGGCAUUGAACAAAACAAAGAGUCAACGUUCUAUACAAGCUAAAAGGCGAAGUAAAGAAGACAGUCGAAUGUUGGUGAUAAGUGUUGUCAUCUGUGUUGCAUUCAUGAUAACAUUUUUGCCGAGUGUGAUUGUUAACCUACUGCCAAACAGACGUGAAAUUGAUGUGAGAUGGCAUAUGGCAGCAUCCAACAUGUCCUGGUUCAAUAGUUCCCUAAACCCCAUAAUAUAUGUGAUAUUGAACAGGCGAUUUCGACGAGAAUACUGGAGAAUCAUUCAAAUCGCUAUUGGAAGAGUCAGAGAGAAAUUCGUUCACGACUCUUCCUCUACGAUCCCGACUCCGUCAAGCAUUCCGCGAAACUCUAGUGCAGGAAAUGUAUCUGAAUCAUUGAGAGUUGCCAACAAAAUUUAAAAAAGAGAGCUAUGCUCAUCAAUACCAACUGAUCCGAGUCACUUCUGUAAUACCAGAUCAUGUCCCACAGCCUA